AUACAUCUUAAACCCUCCUGUGCCGUCUUAUGCGCUUUUAGGCUUUUUCUCUUGGUAAAAUUGCGUGUUAGUUACAGCGUUAGCGAUGGGAGAAGCUGAGACACGUCAGAAAUUACUGCGCAACGUUAAGAAAGAGGUGAAACAAAUUAUGGAAGAAGCAGUAACAAGAAAAUUUGUGCAUGCAGACAGCAGCCACAUCAUAUCAUUUUGUGCUAUAGUGGAAGCAUGUGUGCUACAUGGACUGAAGCGCCGUAUAGCUGGUUUGUUGUGCACUAAUAAAGUGGCAGCUCUAUUUAUGAAGGUGGGCAAGAACUUUUCACCAGCUGAACAACUUUGCCAGAAGGUCCAGGAGUUGGAACAACUCAUCGAAAACAACAAACACAACAGCUCUUCAGUUAGUAAUGAUCGCAGCCGUCAGUCCAAACUGGGUAACCUCCCACCACAGGCACUGAAACAUCUCUGGAUUCGAACUGCACUGAUGGAAAAGCUCUUAGACAAAAUAGUUCUGUACUUGGUAGAGAACUGCAGCACUUAUUAUGAGAAGGAAGCCAUGCUGAUGGAUCCUGUAGAUGGACCAAUUCUUGCAUCACUUCUGGUUGGACCAUGUGCUCUGGAGUACACCAAAGUAAAGACAGCAGACCACUACUGGACAGACCCCUCUGCAGAUGAGCUGGUGCAGCGACAUCGCAUUCAUAGUGGACACUGCCGGCAGGACUCCCCCUCCAGACGGCCAGCUCUGAUCCAGAAAAGGCAGUCCAGUGGAAGUAUGGAUGACCGGCCUCUCACGUGGGUGAGAGAAUAUGUGGAAUCACUUCAUCAGAACUCCAGAGCCACUCUGCUUUUUGGCAAAAACAAUGUUCUUGUACAGCCGAGAGAUGAUAUGGAGGCUAUCCCGGGAUACCUUUCUCUUCAUCAAACUGCUGACCUGAUGACUCUAAAAUGGACACCCAAUCAACUGAUGAAUGGCAACAUGGGUGAACUGGACUCAGAAAGAAGUGUGUAUUGGGACUAUGCCAUGACUAUACGUUUGGAGGAGAUUGUGUAUCUCCACUGUCAUCAGCAAGUUAACAGCGGGGGCACCGUUGUUUUGGUAAGCCAAGAUGGGAUUCAGAAACCUCCGUUGCAUUUUCCCAAAGGAGGCCAUUUACUCCAGUUCCUCACAUGUUUAGAGACUGGACUACUACCUCAUGGACAGCUGGAUCCUCCCCUGUGGAACCAGAGAGGAAAGGGAAAGGUUUUCCCAAAACUAAGAAAAAGGAGUCCACACGGCUCCUGUGACUCCGUAUCAGAUAAAGAGGAUGAUGAAGCAACAGAUUAUGUGUUCCGUAUCCUCUUUCCUGGUAAUCAAAUGGAGUUCAACCAUUUAGCAUCCCCUCUUCUGUGUGUCCAUUUCGCAUUAUGUUCACAUAAUCUUUGUGGAGCCCAUGUAUGGACAAACAUUUCAUCUUCAUCGACUUGGUUUGUUUUGCUUUGUUUUAAGUUUGACCCUCUAGUUUACAGAAAGACAAUGAUAUUCAAUUACAAAUUUAAGUCCUGUCUUACAGUGGCGCUUGAGCUGAUGGACCAAGGUGUCAACAUGUGGCAGCCAACCCAAAGGAAGUCCUCUUGUUCCUCCUGCUCACAAAACGGCUCCUCUGACAGCUCACUACCCAAUGGCUGUAAUCAAGAGAGAGCUCCAAUAAAGCUUCUGUGUGACACCAUGAAGUACCAGAUCAUUUCUCGGGCCUUCUAUGGAUGGCUUGCGUACUGCCGACACCUAUCCACGGUACGGACACACCUCUCUGCUUUGGUUAAACCCAUUAUAGUGGACCCAGAUAUUCCCACAAAUGCACAAAUAGGUCUAUCUCCUGAAGUCUGGGGAACAUUCCUCCAAGACAGCUCGGCCUAUGAAGAAAGAGAGAUCCAUCGCCUGGUGUACUUUGGUGGAGUGGCUCCAUCUCUGCGUAAAGAAGUCUGGCCUUUCCUGUUGGGACACUAUCACUUCACAAUGACAGAGAGAAACAGGAUAGAGAUUGACAGUCAGAUGCAGACCAUGUAUAAGCAGAAUAUGAAGGAGUGGCAGGGUUGUGAGGCCAUAGUCCGUCAGCGAGAGAGGGAGAAACACGCUGAGGCUCUGGCCCGCUGUUUAUCUGGAGCCAGUGUGGAGAGGGGCCCAGUUCAGCGGGAUUCCACUAUUAGCACUGAUUCUUCUCUCAGUUGUAGCACAGAUCACCAUAAUACCCAUUCUCUGAGUGAUUCCAGCAGCAGUGCACAGGUAUUUGAAUCUAUUGAGACAACGGAGCAGAUUGAGCUGCUGGCGUCAAGUGAGGGACAAGAUGGCGGCACCACUUCCUCAAAUAAAGACAACCAAAGUAGUGUUUCAGAAGCUCCCCCAGAGGAUGAACUUCUCAAUUCUGCUCCACGCUGCAAGCCAUUUGAGAAUGAAUUAACAAAUAAAUCUGUCAUCUCUCAGCCAGUGUCAGCCACAGAGGAAGCCAAACCUGAGCCACUCCCCUCCAAUGAAUCAGUUAGUGAAGUUGAACCUUUACAGACAGAAAAAGCAGAAGAAUCAAAUCAAAGCACAAUUCAUGUUGCAGAUGAUGUUUUGGAGACUAGUAGCACCAAACAACAAUCUGAAACUCAAGAGAAUGAAAGUACUGCGGAGGGGAAAAUAAUGAACAAUAACGCAUCAAUCGAUAUAAAAGCUGUAGACACAAAUAUGAAUUUAAGGCCCACUACAGAAACCACUGAUGUGCUCAAGUUAGAAACAGAGAUUCACAAUGAAUAUUUUCAAGCUCCCCCACUUGGUCAAACCUUGACAUUACAGGCCAAAAAAUUCAAAACCUUUAUUGCAAAAACUUCUCCUGAUAAAGACAGUCUUGCAUCUAGUGUCCACAUUUCCUCACAGAUGUCACCAAUCAAAACUUGCUUCAGUGAGUCUGAAAAGAGAGAGCCCACACCAUCAGCACCAGACUCAGAAACCAUUAAAGAUAAAGCAGCUGAAAUAUCCUGUGAGAAACUUGGGUCAAAUUCACCUGUUAGGCAAGUCCUCAAUGCUCUACAGUCAGCAUCCAGAGGGAGCCUGUCGCUGUCCAGACAGUCCCCAGACACAGCAGACUCAGAUGACUCUCCCUCAGCCUUGGAAAUGGAGGACAUCCCAGCUGGAAUAACAUGUGUGACUUCAGAAGAUACCAGAGGCAGACCCUUGACAGUUCUGGCAGCACCACCUCUCCGACUGACUCAAAGGCAGAAGGCUGCGUCAGAAGAACUGGAUCACCAUCUGGACACCGCCGGUAACACCAGUCCUGAAGGCACCGACGUAGGCCUAUCUGAAGAGGAGCUGGAGAUGGAGAAUGUGCUCUCUGAAGCAAAGGCUAUCGACAUACAUGGAGACAUCAAGUGCAAAGAGCCUUCUGAAGAACAAGCCUAUUCGCAGGAACAACUGGACAUGUACCUAAUAAACUUGCACCGUAUUGACAAAGAUGUGCGACGUUGUGACAGAACAUACUGGUAUUUCACCCCCGAAAAUCUAGAAAAGCUUCGUAACAUCAUGUGCAGUUAUGUCUGGCUGCAUCUUGAUAUAGGUUAUGUCCAGGGAAUGUGUGACCUGCUUGCCCCUCUUCUCGUUAUUCUAGAUGAUGAGGUUAUGGCGUUUAGUUGCUUCACUGAACUGAUGAAAAGAAUGAACCAGAACUUUCCUCAUGGUGGUGCCAUGGACACCCAUUUUGCCAAUAUGCGUUCUCUUAUCCAGAUCCUGGACUCUGAGUUGUUUGAAUUGAUGCAGCAGAAUGGAGACUACACCCACUUCUACUUCUGUUAUCGCUGGUUCUUGCUUGACUUUAAAAGAGAAAUGGUGUAUGAUGAUGUGUUCGCUGUGUGGGAAACAAUUUGGGCAGCCUUGCACACAUCCUCUGAGCAUUUUGUGCUCUUUAUUGCUCUUGCCCUUGUAGAGAUGUACAGAGAUAUCAUCUUGGCGAAUAACAUGGACUUCACAGACAUCAUCAAAUUUUUCAAUGAAAUGGCAGAGCGACAUGACGUACCCAAAGUCCUCAAUAUGGCUCGUGACUUGGUACACAAGGUGCAAACACUCAUAGAAAACAAGUAAUCAUGUCAUGGAGAUUGAAUCACUGUACAAAACACACAGAGAACAUUAGUGUUUCUGUCAUUUGAGGAAAGAAAUCAACAAGAAACAGUUGGUGCACUUAAAUGUGAAACUCCUAUUUUAAAACACGUCUUUAUGGUUGCACUUUAAUGUAAUUUAAGAGAAUACAGUGAUUGUCAGUAAAUGUAAAUUGUAGCCAUUGUAAUAGUACUAGUUGUGAAUGUGUCCUAGUAAAAUCUGCUACAGGAUGUGAUUUGAUUUGCCUUAAAUUUAAAAAUUUUCAGGGAUGCUGCAAUCCAAUUUACCAAUGUAUCACAAGGCAAUGUAAAAACAGUCUUUAUGAAAUUGUAGCUAGCGUGGUUCUAUAUGCCUCGCAAUUCAGUGUUUAGUGUCAGAUUUGUUUUAAACAUAUGACGUAGCUAUGAUUAAACCUCUUGCCAUAUAUGCACCUGAGUUAAAAGUGAUCAUUAUUUUGAUUCAUACUGUUCCCACCACCAUAAACCUCUCUGGUAAGAUGUGUGCCCGCUGGUUUGCUUCACCAAGCCAUUCAUUGAUCUGUUCAAGUCCUUUUGAGCCCAUAAUGGUUUGUAAUGUUACAAGCUUUAGGUUUGAGGUUUGUGCAUUAGAUGAAUGCCAAUAUUGUUUAUGGAGUUCCAUUAUAUGGUAGUGUUACAUACAAAUCAUUAUUAGCUGAUUAAUGCAUUUAUUAAACUUUAUCUAGCUGUUGGUAAAUUUUGCGUUUACACCCUCCAGGGUACAGUCAAGUGUGCUCAAUUAUACCUAAGAUUUUUUGAGUAAUCAUAAUCUUAACUUGCUUUUAACGUCAGACACUUAAAUAUAAUUAUUUUCUUUUUUUAAACUACACUACUCACUACUGUUAAUCUCGCAGGCAGUGUGCGUUAUUCACUGCGGGCUUUAAAUUGCACGCUAUGCCACUUGCAGUAGAACUUGACAUUGGCUUUACAAUAUAGAAAAAGAUACAUGAGUCAUGAAAGUUUAACACGGUAUUUUAACUACACUGAAAGAGUUUUGGCUGGUUUACAUAAACAUGCCCAUUUUACAGUUUAUGGUGUUUGUGUGGAGAAAAAAAAAAUCUAUUGUGUUUGACCUUUUCAGAUUAUAUAUUCAACUAAAUCUAUUGUCAUCUAAAUAUUUUAUUUUUGCAGUGCUGUCUG
This is a messenger RNA of Boleophthalmus pectinirostris (great blue-spotted mudskipper), 5256 nucleotides long. RefSeq names its product small G protein signaling modulator 1b (gene sgsm1b). Gene Ontology annotation, molecular function: GTPase activator activity. Lineage: Eukaryota; Metazoa; Chordata; Actinopteri; Gobiiformes; Gobiidae. The transcript has 25 exons. The record is from RefSeq and is a predicted model, not a curated record. Gene Ontology annotation, biological process: activation of GTPase activity. The coding region runs from base 86 to 4084 and encodes 1332 amino acids.